This is a messenger RNA of Odontomachus brunneus, 9867 nucleotides long. RefSeq names its product inactive rhomboid protein 1 (gene rho-5). Lineage: Eukaryota; Metazoa; Arthropoda; Insecta; Hymenoptera; Formicidae. Bases 375 to 6170 code for a protein of 1931 amino acids. Gene Ontology annotation, biological process: regulation of protein secretion; regulation of epidermal growth factor receptor signaling pathway. Gene Ontology annotation, cellular component: endoplasmic reticulum membrane. The transcript is spliced from 19 exons. The record is from RefSeq and is a predicted model, not a curated record. Gene Ontology annotation, molecular function: serine-type endopeptidase activity.
AAUCGAUUGGUGCGUCGAUUGUCAGUGCUUCGGAGAAAGAGAAAGAAAGAAAGGGAGAGAAAGAGAAGUGCUGUUUUCCGAGUUACCUUCGUCGAAGGAUUACGCGUGGCGGUCGGUCUCUUCCGUAUCGCGAGACAAUCCUUGGCAUGCGUAGAACGGAGGGCGAGUCGUGCGUACGGCUCGUUCCGAGGCUAGCGAAGGGAUCAAAGGAGGAGGGUCGUCUGACCGCUCUUGAGCGGUUCGAGGGCCGGUGAGCAGCGCGACAAGGCGAGUAUAUCCCUUGCCUCCUCGGCCGACGACUAGCAACCCUCCCGUCCGUCACCGUCGACGAACAACAGAACAGAUGUCCUGACAGCGGGCCCCGGGCCACCAGGAUGCCGACAGACGACGACUAUGGCCGAAGAGAUCGUCUCCUGUUGCACCAGCUCCCGAUCGCUCAGUACGGGUCCUCGUCAUCCCCGCUUCCCGGAUCGACCGCGCCGAAUUCCAGCGGCGUGGUGGGGCUCCAGAUUGGCCCCAGUAAUCCUAACGACUGCUUCAAGCAGCAAGUUCAUCAGCAGCAGCUGCAGCAGCAGCAACAACAGCAACAAUCGUCCGACUUGCGUGCGGUCACGAGUACUACGAGCCAAUUGGGCUAUCAGUCGGAUCAACAGACCCAAAGCAACGAGCAUGUCGGGGCCCGAAUGGUCGAUCGGCACGAGAAGUCUGCGGAGAAGCCCACGAUCGACUUCUCGAAGUGCGGAGAAGGUCGUCCAUCGAGUUGCGACCGCUUUGGGCAUUAUCAGGCCCAAAGCGGUGAACAUGCGGCGAGCCGGAUGGGCGUCGAGCGGCAUGAGAAGGCCACGGACAAGUCUUCUAUCGAUUAUGCCAAGUGUGGAGAGUCUCGUCAGUCGAGCUGCGAACGUUACGGACAUUAUCAGGCCCAGAACGGCGAUCAGGCCCACGUGGUGGGUGCUCGAAUGGCCGAACGGCACGAAAAGCCACCACCGUCCGAUAAGCCAUCGAUCGACUUCACCAAGUGCGUCGCCGACGGCCGACAGUCGAGCUGCGAGCGUUUCGGGCAUUAUCAGACUCCGACGUUUGGUCAAUCCCCGUUGCAAGGCCACUACAGCGCGUCGCGGUCCGUCGAUCGUUUCGCGCGCUUCAACGACCUCAGCGCGCUGCACGGCACGGAACAACGGGGAGUGGUGGUGCCGCCACCGACGAGCGCGGAUCGUUACUCGAUCUGCAAUCCGGAACUGCGUUUCGAUACGAGCACGAGUACAAGCGAGCCCGGCGAGUAUGCGAACGCGAACGCCCUCACGGGCACCUUCUCCACGGAGACGUUCCCGUCGCCGCCGUCGCCGGCGCCGGCGAACGACCGUUUCGUCCCACCACCGCCGUUGUCGCCCAGUCCGAGCGAGAAGUACGCCUCGAGCCAGAGCCUGGCUGGUUACCCUGUUGCUGAUCGCGUUCUGCCCCCCAAUUCUCCGGGGCCCAAGUACGGAGCCGGCGGCACCGCUCCAGCAUCGCCGAUGCCCUCCAAGGAGCGCUUCGCCUCCGCCGAACGGCUGUUGGCCGGUCAGCAGUCAGUCGCAGGCGACGCCAAGGAUCAGCAACGCUACGCUGGACCACCUGAUCGCUUGCUCUCGGGCUCCUCACCAGUCCUGGGCGGACUCCAGGCUGGACUACAAGCCGGGCUCCAGAGUAGCGGCCUCUACGCCAAAGACACCCGUUAUGCCGCCAUUUCUGCUGAUAGGUUACUAUCCUCCUCGCCGAUACACGCUCCGGUGCCAGAGAGGUUCGCCGGCAAGUCGGAUCGGUACUUGGCCGAGUCGCCUAUUCACGACAGGUAUCCUCGACAGGAUCCGCCAACGGCAACACAUCAUGAACGAUAUUCGGCGAUGGCGACGGCCACCGAGAGGUUCCUCUCGAAUUCGCCUAAUCCUGAGAGCGCGCAUCAGCGUUAUUCAUCGUCGGAUCGCUCGUCUCUUCAAACUACGUCCAGCGGCACCGAGCAAUCUAGGCGCCUCUAUACUGACAGGGGCGUCGAGACGGUUUGUCAGAAGUACACGGAUCGGUCCACCGGCUCCCCGGCGUCCGCCGAUUUCGGCCGGUACUCUGGCUUCCCGGAGGUCGGCACCAAUCAGACGCGAUAUGUGUCCAGCAAUGACCGUUUCAACGAUCUCGCGCUGCAGCGAUGCGGCCAGUCGCGCUCGUCGACAGACAGGUUCUCCAGCGAUCGCUACCUCGCCGGAUCGUCACCCGCGCACGAUGGCAGGUUGUCUAGCACCGAGACGCCGCGCUACAUCGUCUCCUCUACUGAACGUCUACUGGCGCCGACGUCCUCCUCGCCAUCCUCCUCUUCGGAGACCGGCACAAGAUACCAUUCGCCCUACACGACCACUACUGGCACCCAAUCGUCAGCGUCCAGUGAUCGUUUCACGUCAAUAUCACCGACGCCCGAAGCGUCACCGAGUAUCCACCGCGGUAACAGCAGUGGUGGCGGCGGCGGAGGCGGCAGCGGCGGCGGCGGCGGCGGUGGCGGCUAUCAAAACACGAAGAGUACCGUCGACAAGUACCUGGUCUCGAAAUCAGUUCAGAGCAGCUACGAUCGCUACUCGGUCGCCGGCCAAAACGAUCAUCAGUUCGGCCAAGACAGGUACUUUGCAUCCGGAGGUGGUAAUGACCGAUUUCAGACCUCUACCGGAGCUGACCGUUUUCACACUGCUGCUGAUCGUUACUCGCCGGCGCGCAGCGUCGCCGACAAGUACCUGUCUUUGCCGAAGCCCAAGGACAGGUUCACUGGCCGCAUAACACCCAUCUCCUGCGCCACCGCCGUUGCAACGUCGACCACCGAUCGUUCCUACGGCUCUUCCAGCGUGAGCUACGUGCCUCCGACCGCGCAUACCCCUGUCGAGCGAUACGUACCUCAACCACCCCCGGAAGUACUCUAUCCGGACAGGUAUGUGGACAGGUACGUGCCGCCCGCGGCGCAUACACCGACAGAUCGAUAUGUACCCGCGAGCGACCCAGGCGAUCCGUAUAUGCGUCGCGACCUCGGCUUUCACCAUCAUUACCGGCUACCGCCGCCCGCCGGUUACCCGUACCAGACGCACUUCCGUUUUCGCGGGUUCGCGUACGCUACGUCCGGCCGGCUUGGCGGCAGUCCCGGCUCCAGUAGCUCCAGCAGCACGACAUCCAAUCAGCGGGAGACUUUUGCCACAUCGCCGUUGCUGAGGCCCAAGGUGCGCGCGUCCACGGUCGAGUUCGGUACCGCCGCCGGUCCCGUUGGCGGCGUCGCGACUACCACGGCGACCACCGGUGUUGGUGUCGCCGUCGGUCGUCACGUGUGCGCGAACCCGGUCGCCUGUUGCGGAGACACAUCCGCGAACGGAAGAGCCUGCUGCCAGAUGAGGAGGUCCCUGCCGCCUGGAACGCUUCCGACAAUACCCGCUCAGACUUCGUCAUGGCAACCAUCGCCGAGUUCUGGUACCACCGGCACCUCCACGGUGUCGUCGACGACGGAGGGCGACGCGACCCAAAGCAUCGGCAUGUAUCCGAUGGGCGUCGCGACGUCCGCCACCGUGACAACGGCGACGCCGGUGACGACGACGGCUUCGGCGACGGCGUCAGUGCCGUUGACGGCUACGUCGGGUACUGGAACCGGUAUCGCCAGGAGCGUCUCCGCGCCGAGUGCGCCACGCCCGGUUGUCCAGAUCAGCAGCUCUUCGGCGAGCACCUCGGCGACGCAACGACCGAGGCUGCGAAGGAACCUCAGUCGUACUGAAGCCAUUCGGAAUUACAUCAGACGUGAAACGGCGCAAUUCUUCGGGGUCGACGAAGAAUCGGAAGCCCUAGAGAAGCAGAGAUGGCUGGACCGACGACGGCGCAUGGCGUCGAGGAAGUACGGCGCGUUGGUACCGGAACACAGACCGCCGGAUCCGGACAUCACCAGGGACGUACCGGACACGACCGAGAUACCGGAAGGUGUUACGCUCAGACGAUGGCAACAACCAGUACGGAGAAAAGAUUCUGUUGCGAGGAUAACGCUGUCGGGUCUCCAUUACAUCGUCGAGUCGCUGACGAAGCAACGUCCUCGCGAACGCUCGCAAUCGCGCUCAGAAUCGCGCAGCUUUCCGCCGAGCGUGAUUGCGUAUCUGUCGAGGUCGGAAGGGGUGUCUUAUCCCAGCAGCGGCCAAGACGAGGAGGAGUCCUUCUUCGAGAGACCACCACCACCCCCGCCGCCUCUUCCGUCUCAGCAGUCGCAGACGCAGGCCGAUCAGGCCUCAAGCGGAUUGGUCAAGGAUGAAGAAGUCGGAGCCAAGGUCGUGGACAUUCUUGACACCGUGCAGGAUCGCGAGGGAAUUAGUUCCGAGGAAUUGGUCGGAUUUGCGCAGCAGAAGGAUGAUAGGACGACGAUUGACGGACAAGUUAGACGACCCCGUCAGAUCACGAGGGACCAUUAUACUUCCAGAAAGACAAGUUGGAGCAGGUCGAAGUACGAUGCACCCCCGGCAGAAGGUACGCGAGUGCCGCACGACGAAGGGGUGACUCUCAGGAGGGAGUUAGCCGGUGCCACGAGGAUCUCCCCAAGCACGAUUGAUCGUGUCUUCGACAACAGUAAUCGGCGACAGUACGGGAUGGGCAUUGUCGGUCGCUUCUUCGGGCGAUCUUUCCGGAAGAGUGUUGCGCGCAAGCCGGACAUAAAGAAGCAAUUGGACGACUUCGAGGAUCAUCGGCCGUAUUUCACGUACUGGAUCACCACCGUGCAAGUGUUGAUUCUCAUAAUAUCGUUGGCGUGUUACGGAUUCGGUCCCGUUGGAAUGGAUCUCAACCAUCGAUCAGGAUUGGUUCUCGUGACGAGUCUGUCGUUGCAACAAGUCGACUACCAAGAACCAGCGAACUUCUGGCUAGGUCCGAGGGCCGCGGAUCUGAUACACUUGGGUGCUAAGUUCGCGCCAUGUAUGCGUCGGGACAUUAAGAUUCUGAAGGAGAUCGACGUUUGGCGGGAAAGAGAACGGGACACCGCUUGCUGCAUCAGGAAUGACGAUUCAGGCUGUGUUCAGUCCAGUAAAGCCGACUGCUCGGUCCGAGGAUUAAGGUCUACUGUUACGAACACAAUCUCGACCUGGAAGAAGUGGGGACCAGGCGAUAGUGGACCUGGUGGUCGCAUCAGUGGAUCAGUUUGCGGUCUGGACCCGAAGUUCUGCGACGCUCCGGCGAGUAUCGCACCCUACGAAUGGCCGGACGACAUCACAAAAUGGCCCAUCUGUCGGAAAACCAAUCCUUUCAACCAACGCUUCAGCAAAAACGGGAGUCAGCGAGGUAACGGCAACUUUCCCAUCGGUCGUUAUAAGGAUAAAAUGGCGGAGCACAUGGUGUGUGAAGUGAUAGGUCAUCCAUGCUGCAUUGGGAUUCAUGGAAUGUGUCGAAUUACCACGAAGGAAUACUGCGAUUUUGUCCACGGCUACUUUCAUGAGGAAGCGUCCCUAUGCUCACAGGUGGAGUGUCUACACGACGUCUGCGGGAUGAUACCGUUUCUGCAUCCGGAAUGGCCCGACCAGUUUUAUAGGCUCUUCACCACUACCUUCCUUCACGCCGGAAUCGUCCAUUUGGCAAUUACGUUGCUGAUCCAGUACUUUCUAAUGAGGGAUUUAGAGAAGUUGACGGGAUCUUUGCGCAUUGCCUUCAUCUAUUUUAUCGGUGCUCUCGCUGGGAAUUUAGGCAGCGCAAUCUUCGUCCCUUAUAGGGCAGAGGUUGGUCCAGCCGGUGCACAUUUCGCGCUCUUGGCUACACUAGUGGUCGAAGUACUGCAUUGUUGGCCGAUGUUGAAACACCCACGACGCGCACUGUCCAAGUUAAUUCUGAUUCUGCUGGGGUUGCUCGUACUAGGCAUUCUACCAUGGGUGGACAACUACGCGCAUCUGUUCGGCUUUAUCUUCGGUUUUUUGGCGGCCUACGCGCUGAUGCCGUUUAUCUCGUUCGGCCAUUACGACCGUAGACGGAAAAUCCUGCUGAUUUGGGUUUGCUUAAUUCUAAUUGUGGGCCUGUUCGCGUUGUUGCUUGCCCUUUUUUACAACGUGCCGGUGUACGAGUGUGAGGUGUGCAAGCUAUUCAACUGUGUGCCAUUCACGCGCGACUUUUGCGCUUCCCAGAACAUCAAUUUCAAGCGGGAGGAGCCGGUAUGACACACGGGGCCGCGGUUCACAGUCGAGCGCGAAGUUGUUCCGUUCGGCCCCCGACCUCACGCUCCUUAUCAUCGCGCAUACCACCACGAUCCGUCAUUAGCGUUCGCUGUGCUCGUCCUGGCGAUGCUUCCCGUCGACUCCCGAAGCCGCAAAAUUUGAAGCCGAUAAAGUGAUCUCUUUAUUUGAAGGCUAACCAAAACUCGAAAUCUUUUAAUUCACUGAAAUCUGAUAUCGUAAAUUAAGCAAAAUUACAGAAAGUUUUUUCUGGAAAUUAUUAGAUAUCCAAAAGAAAAUGUCUUGGAUCUUUGAGGAAGCUAAGAAAAAGAAAUAGAAGAAGAAUAGAUCUUUGAAGAAGUUGAGGAAAAAAUCCAGACUUCUCGGGGUUUUUAAAGAAGUUGGGAGCAGUAUUUCCUUUUAUCCUAUUUACUGGAAAUAUCAGAAGAAGGAAAAAUUUGUAAGAAAAAUAUUUUGAAUUUUGGAAGAAGCUAGGAAAUGAAUCGGAGACAUAAUUUCUUGUCUCUUCAAUAAAAUUGAAGAAGAAAUCAAAGAUGAAGAAUGACAAGAAAUGUUUCUUUAAUCUUUAUAAUUAAUACUUCAUGAUCUGAAUUAUCAAGCUUCCAAAAUCGUCCAAGAUAUGCAUUAGCCAGGUUACAAGAUCGCAGAAUACGAGCUUCUAGAAUGAUUCCUCUAUUCGAUGACCGAGCCACCGAGCGAUGAAAUCGGAUUCGGAUCACCGAAGCUUCUGAAAUUUCACCAGCCCGAAGUUCGAUCUCUCCGAAGUCGCGGAGCCUGUCGAGCUCCGAAAAUCGGAAUCAACGUUCUCAUAUCGUUCGUACUGUCCGAAUGAGUGAUACUAGGAUGCGAACGAGGGGCAUGGGGGUUUGAUAGUGCCUGGAUCGAGCGGGUGAAGGUCGUGGAUCUCGACCGACAUUUUCGCUACUGCCAACGAACGCCAGAGAGGAACUCGUGUUCGUCGACGCACGACGAUGCCUUAACAUUAUUAAGUCCCAGCGUAGUGGAUGAUUCCCGACGUGAGAGAUGGUCGGGACUCGGCGGGCCCUGAGGGGGCUCAGGACUUUGAAUCGCCGAUGGAGUGUAAAUAUACAGGUCUUCGGUGCCCCGUGACGACGACGAGUGGGUGCUCCACGGGUCAUCUCCACGGGAUCCGUGAAUUCUCGCGGAGAAUUCUUGAUGGAACUUGGCGUGGCUGCAGCAUCCAUCUCCUCGAGGUGUUAAUAGAAAAGUGGAAGAGGAGGGGGAUAAGAAUGAAUACGAGAAUGAAGAUGAAGAGAAAGAGGAGAAGGAGAAAGAAAACAUGAGGAGGGGCAGAUGUAAAUAGCAUCGAGUCUUGUUACAUACCGUUGUAAGAACGACCUUAGUAAGCUAACUUUAGGAAGAACCUUGAAAGUGCGCACGUCUUUCGUCUCUGCACGAUAUAGUACCCCGCACCUCCGACAUCCGGAACUAUUGUCUGUGAUGGCUUGAUCUUGGAGAUAUUUUUCGUAGCACCGCCAACGGCCGCGAUGACGUUGGUCGCGAGCCUUUCUGUAAGGACGAUCCGGGAAUGACCACUGUCUGGACACCAGUCGAUAACUCGAUCGAUGACUGUGAGAAAAGAGGAUGAAGAAGAGCAUAAGUUUUCCGAGACGUGUAACAUAUACGCGAAAAAACGCGCGUAUAUCUUUUCUGAUGCAUAUAUAAUCUUAUGUUUAAGUAUAAUUAUUGAGAAGAAGAUAAAAAAAUGAUGUAUGCAAAAUAUGCAUCAUAUUUCGUCGAUAUUUUGAGGCGUAACAUAAAACUCACUAAUUUCCCAUCACGAUCUUUCAAUUCGAUUCGAUUAUUGUCAUUAAUAGGAUUAUAGUUUGAUAGUUAUGUAAACUAGUUCAUGAAUUUUUUAUAAGAUAUUGAUUUAUUAAUUCAGUUCUAAUGUAACACACAUGAUAUUGCAAUUUGUAGUAUAUCUAGAAUACCAAUUUGCAUUACACUAAGUAACAGUACAAAUUUCAUUUAAUAACUUUAUUUCUCGAUACUGCAUAUUAAUAACGGUGAUAAAAGCGUGAUGCAAAAUGCAGCACGUAAUAACGAUACUCAACAAUGGCGUGGCACAAUGGCAAGUGUUGAAGUAUUCGACCGGUAUCCAGACAGUUGAAUUCUUAUCGAGGAUAGGAGGGAGGGGGAGGUCCGAGGCAGAGGAGGCGGGAGGAAAGUGUUAACGAUUUAAGGCGAAACGAAUCAAUUUUUUAUAACGGCGUGAGAGAGAGUGAGAGAAAGGGUGGGAGAGCAAGGAUGAUGCGAAUAUCAGAAUUCUUAAUCAAUCUUGAAAUCUGUAAAUAUAUAUACCUGCGAGAAAGUGCGAAGGAAUGCGAGGGAAUAAGAGAGAAGAGGCGAAAGCGACGAAGGAGAUGUACGAAACAUAUGAGGCGAUUCGACGAUUUUACUCUGGGAGUUGAAACUCUUGUAUUUUUUCGGCGGGUUCUCCUCUCAGAUACUGAUGCGUCCGCAAGCGCUUAUUACGCUUGCGACGACAACAAAACAUACUUAACAUUCCUUUGUAUAUCCGUAAAAUGGAAAAUCGAGCUCGCUGUAAGAUUAUGCCAGUUUCAAUUCCUAUUUUAUUCAAUCCAUUGCAUACGCAUGUACACGCACAUAUAUAUACGGAUAUCGCGAUAAUCGUUAAUUUUUUCAUUGCAUCUGCGUUGUAUUGAUGCGAACUAUAGAUUUUGCGAAUCCGUGGAUUUAUGCUCGUCCAUGAUCAUAGAAGACAUAUUAUUUAUUUAUACAGUUUCUUAUAUCGGAAAUUAAUUUAAAUGACACGAGAAGGGGAGGGGGAGGAAGGUAACGGAACGUUUCCAGAAAAUUAAAUUUGGACAGAAAAGUGCUUGAAAGUAGAAUAGUUAAAUUUGCAAUUACUUAAAAUAAUUGACGGUAGAAAUUUAAAAUUUUCAUAAAAUUAUUAUUUAUGAUGCUUUUUUCCGUCGAUUUAUAUUAUUUGUCGCUAAUGUUCUCAAAUAUUUUCUUCCACCGACUAACUCCUCUUUCAAUUCUUUCGAAACAGCUCGGCUAACAUCUGCGGCAAAAUUUCCGAUUUACAUUUGUGACAUUGUCGCAUAGAUACACCAAACAUAUGUGCGCGCAACAUACAAACAUAGAACUUUAUCCUUCAGAACGCAAAUUGCAAGCAUUGUCGCAUACAUACAUACAUACAUGCAUGUCGAUUAUCGUCAUUGUUAUUGCUCGCAUUAAAUCGAAACGGCGCAUUCGGAAACUUUGUGAUAUACGACUUGACGAUUGCAUGAGGAGAGAGAGAGAGAGAGAGAGAGAGAGAGAGAAAUAGAAAGGAGAAAAUGAGAGUGUGUGUGAGAGAGAGAGAAAGAGCCUGUGUGUGUUAGUGGUGACUCAAUGUCCCACUAAAUUUUUUUUCGGAUUAUACAUAUAAAUAUAUAAAUAUAAACAUAUACAUAUACGCGCGCGGGUUAAGAUGGUUCGUCGACGACGAGCAGCGUAUUGUUAUUAUUGUAAAUGUGUCAUAUACAGAUAAUAGCAUUCGACAUACCACACACACAGAGAGAGUAAAGGAGAAAAACACUCAUAUACACAUAUAUACAGCACAUUCAAACAGUAUAUACACAUAUGAAUACACGUAUAUACAUAACACACAUACACAAGAUGGAGAUAAAUAAAUUGAGAACCUUCGAUA